This is a messenger RNA of Schizosaccharomyces osmophilus, 282 nucleotides long. RefSeq lists its product as uncharacterized. The record is from RefSeq and is a predicted model, not a curated record. NCBI's taxonomy places the organism in Eukaryota, Fungi, Ascomycota, Schizosaccharomycetes, Schizosaccharomycetales, Schizosaccharomycetaceae. The transcript is spliced from 2 exons. Bases 1 to 282 code for a protein of 93 amino acids.
AUGGCUUGUAUGAAUGUAAGAAAUGUUCCUGGAAAGGCAUGUGGAAAAUUGACUCGAAACGAGAGUCCUCCUGCCGUGGACGCUUACAUCGUGAAGCAGCAAGCUAGGUUUCAAAGUGGAUCCAAGUUUGAUGGUUUCAUUUUCUUUCGUUUGAUUCGUGGAUUGACCGAUGGUCUUUGGAUCAGGCAAAACACAUGGUUGUUGUGCUUGGUUGAUUGUUUGAAGGAAACAGUUCAUGCGAUAUGUAGCAUGCGUAGCAGUUCAACACGGCAAGAAGAGUAA